CUUCCUGAGAAGCACGUUUUCUCACUGACAUCAACAGUGCUGCCAUCUUCACCGUCCGUUUGUAACACGCUGGCCUUGGUAUUACUCUGCUGCGUGCUUAAGAAAGACUUCAUAAGAUUCUGAUAUACGGACCUGUAGCCGCGAAGGUGUGCAGAUUUCCACGAGAUAUCCGUACGUGUUCUAUGGAAACAGCUCUGGGCAACAGGAUCGCGACAGAGAGUACGAUCAUGCCUUGCCACAACCAGCAGCUGAAGAGCGCGAGCCAACCUGACUCGGAGCACGCGUACAAACAGGUCCGCUUCGCGCACAACGCCGCGGAUGGAGAGGCGCGUGAUCGCGGCGUGGAUGGGGUGAACGGAGAGCCGUGUGAGUGGCAGCUGGGGCCGCAGGUGAAGCUCCUACCUCUGAAUGACCAAAUCCGAGAGCUGCAGACCAUCAUCAGAGACAAGGCAACCAGCAGGGGGGACUUUGUGUUUUGCGCAGAUCGACUGAUAAGACUUGUGGUUGAGGAGGGACUCAACCAGCUGCCAUAUUCAGAGUGCACAGUGACUACACCCACAGGGCACAAGUAUGACGGAGUUAAAUUCGAGAAGGGCAACUGUGGCGUCAGCAUCAUGAGGAGUGGGGAAGCCAUGGAACAGGGCCUGAGAGACUGCUGCAGGUCCAUCCGCAUCGGCAAGAUCCUCAUCCAGAGUGACGAGGAGACCCAAAAGGCCAAGGUGUAUUACGCCAAGUUCCCCCCUGAUAUCUACAGGAGGAAGGUGCUGCUCAUGUACCCCAUACUCAGUACUGGUAAUACAGUGAUUGAAGCAGCGCGGGUAUUGAUAGAGCACGGCCUCCAGCCAAAACACAUCAUCCUCCUCAGCCUGUUCUCCACCCCCCAUGGGGCCGCCUCCAUCGUCCAGGAGUUCCCGGACAUCACUAUACUGACUACAGAGGUGCACCCGGUGGCUCCGACCCACUUUGGACAGAAGUAUUUUGGGACAGACUAACUGUCCAUCAGUUAGGCUGCGCUACAGGAACUGCUGCCAGUGUGCUUUUCGGCAGCAUCCUCCCUUUUUGCUAAGAGCUGCAUGGUUAGUAUCUGCCUCGGCCACUUUACAUGCCUGAUCACGUGAGCUGUUCAAUGAUAACGCCAAGUAUUGCUCCGACAAAGAAAAGCACAUUCCAUUCAGGUCUUUCUGGGAAUGAUGUGGUUGUUUCUAGCUAAUGUGGCUAACCAUCUUAUUUAAUCGGUUUUGAAUAAAAUUCACGUUGCAUUUUAUUCCGCCAUCGCAGUGAGGGAAUUGCGUUGCUCUCUUCCUCGAAUGUAGCUUAGCUGUCAACAGAUGAGAACUUGUGGGUUUCAGACACUCCAGGUAACAAGUAUAUAUACAAUUGUGUAAGCAACAAAAUUUAUUUUAUAAAUACAAAGAUGUGGCAAGUACAUCAGAAUGUUCUUGCUCCAUCUGUUAGCAUUUUACUAGCUGUGUACCAAAUCAGAAGUUCCACACGUUUAGUAUGAGUAUUUCAAAUUACUGCCAUCAUACAUAAUUGCAUCUGUAACACACAGACAGGAAAUUCAUCUAAACAAACAUGUAUAACCAACCAAAUCAGGAGAGACAAGAAGUGCUUCUGUGGUAAAUACAUACUCCUGUGGCAUUGCACAAAACACAUGGAAAACAAAGAACGAGGCAAACCAGAUGUCCAAGAAACACCUCAACCCUUCAUCGUAAUCACUUCCAGCAAUCCUCCCCUGGAAUAAACAUAAUGGUUAAAGAAAUGGACCCUUAAAUCCCAGGAGAUGGGCUGCUUUUAUACCCUUCAGCAGGUUUUUUUUAACCCAAAUAUUUCCAGGGAAAUAUCUAGCUGUGUUAAAAGGGUAAUAUUUUAAGUAACUUUUCAUGAUCAAAUAACACUUUAAAAUCCUACGCAUGGCAAUAGCAGCUGUGACUAACAUUUGGUAGUAUGAGAAUUGAAAAAUCUAAAAAUAAAAUAAUUGUAUAUUCCAGUAAACUAUAUCUGUGUUAUUACAAAUCAUAUUUACACAGAGGAUGGAUGGUACAUGUAAAUUUAACUUUCUUUGCGGAUAGCAAUGGUUUUCUUAGCAGAUUAAGAUACGAGAAUUAAAAUGUUCUGAAAAUAAAGAACUCCAAAUAA
Messenger RNA from Scleropages formosus (Asian bonytongue), 2139 nucleotides. RefSeq names its product uracil phosphoribosyltransferase homolog. Bases 183 to 992 code for a protein of 269 amino acids. Lineage: Eukaryota; Metazoa; Chordata; Actinopteri; Osteoglossiformes; Osteoglossidae. The record is from RefSeq and is a predicted model, not a curated record. The transcript is spliced from 8 exons.